Molecule: messenger RNA, 736 nt
Organism: Pisolithus orientalis
Lineage: Eukaryota; Fungi; Basidiomycota; Agaricomycetes; Boletales; Pisolithaceae
Exons: 5
Coding region: 122-379 (85 amino acids)
Source: RefSeq, a predicted model, not a curated record
CUCCAGGCUUCAAGGUACGCAUUUUGGUGAAUGGCGCAGAGUCAAAUUUGCACUCUGAGGACCACCAAAACUCCCCGGUUUUCAAAGAUGUAGAAAGUGGGGCUAGCUGAAUUGACCAUUAAUGGUGCUUGAUCAUCGGAGUGGCAUCUCCAUAAUCUGCCUUUUGAUAAUUCGAACACGGGCAUCUGUCGACUUCCAGGACCUGCAGAAGAUGUCGAAUGCGGCACUGACAACCCGCGAUGUUCGUUCCAUGGCACUUCUGGACGGUUUUACCAGAUCCAACCAAGGACAGUGUUCCGUCUGUUUAGAAGGACAAGUCCCGGAACGGAUCACUUCCCGUAGUCAUUGUCCUCCCGUUCGGGAAGAGACACAAUUUUGAACGAUCAUGAAGUCUGGCUCAUACCGAUUACACCGGGACGGCGGGAUAGCUUUGAUUUGUGAAUCCAGAAAAGUCGUUGGCUGAGUGGUGGCCGCUAUCAGCAGAGGAAAGAGAAACACGAGCCGCGUAAACGACUGGUAACCUCCCUACAUCUAGUCGCUAGGAGAGGAGGCCAGUCUUCAGUGCAGUGCAGGAAUAGCUUCGUUCCUUAUUUCUUGCCGUGGGAUAAGCAAACGGCGCCGUUUAGGCCGGGAAACUUGUGGCGAGGCAGGUGGUAUCACAUUUGUUCAUUCCGCAGCAAGGCAGCGACUCUAACAAACAUGUUACACUGUCAGUGAAAGGUGGGAAGAAAGAUCA